This is a messenger RNA of Propithecus coquereli (Coquerel's sifaka), 1224 nucleotides long. Its product is annotated as proline-rich protein 36-like. The record is from RefSeq and is a predicted model, not a curated record. NCBI's taxonomy places the organism in Eukaryota, Metazoa, Chordata, Mammalia, Primates, Indriidae.
AUGGAAGAGGAAGGUGGGCCCCCAGCCCGGGCUGAGGCCCAAGUGUUAAGUGCCACGCUGACAUGGCGGCAGCAGCCCCCUGCCCAGAAAGAGAUCAGACACCGUUUUCACAAGGUGUCCCUGGUGUCAGGGGCCCAGAUGGAAGCUCCCCGGGAGGAGAUGUUUGAGUACAGCCACCAUCACAGCGAAGUCAAUGGCUUUGCUACACGGGAAGAAGAGACUGGGAGUUACCAGGGCCCUCGGGAUGGAGUUGGCUCCAAGAACUUCCAGAGCCAUGGGCCCAUCUUUUCCAAGAAGUACAUACCACCUGCCAAGGAGAAAAGGCCAGUGAGGAGGCUGAAGGAGGCCAUGGACCAGGGUGAUGGCAGCCCCCAACCUCCCAGGACCGAGCCCCUGGGCUUGGGAGCUAUGGCCAGGACUGAGUUCUUAGUGCCUCUGUCUGGGCCCCGCGAGCCAAGCCCCCACCCAGGUGUGGGUCUCACCAGUGGGAGCUCCCGGAGCCUUGAGGAACGGCGGGUGACACGCACGGUGCGGACCACCGUGGUGGUGGGAGGGAACGUGGACAAGCGGGUGAGCAGCUCUGUGACUGUGGGACCAUCAGUUCCAGGUGAGGGAUUGCCAAGGGGCCGCAACGUUGCCCGCACGGUGCGGGCAGUGGUGGUGAGCCCCCGGGCUGAGGGCUCGUCCAGCCGCAGCCAGGCCCUGGAAUUGCUAACCAGCCUUGUGCCUGCUGAGCACAACCCACCUGCCAGCCACCCGCCUAGGCCUGUGGCUGUUGCGCCAAGGACCCCGGGUGUGGGCAGCACAGUGGGGGUAGCCCUGAGGCAGCCAUCGGAGACAAAGACAGAAGAGUUAAAGGACGCCUCUGCCCUGGCCCCUACAGGUAUCCCAGCAGAUGGUCACCCACCUCAGAACCAGGACGUCCCUAUAGCUCACCCAGACCAAAACCAGGGCAAAGCCCUGGAUGCCAGGGCCUAUGAGCACCUGAGGGUGCAGAGAGCCUCCAGCCCCACUCAGCUCCCUCUCCUGGCUUGUCAGGGCCAAGCACCAGACCCCUCCUCUCUCAGACUCCAGACCCACGUCCCUUCCAUGGACCCAGCCCACCCCCCAGAGCAGCCUGUGGUGCCCCCUCACCCCAGGGCCCAGCUCACUCCCCAUGUCCUGCCGCCUGUAGAAAGGAAGGGCUCACAGACCCCCCUGCUGCCACUGUCCUGCCCAUGGUGA